ACGCGCGUCGCCUCAUCGUUCCCCCCCCGCGCCCGCCCGCACUUAGGAGGCGGCGCCUGUCAGCGGGAGGGACAAGAGCGACAAGAUUGGCAGAUCGUCCUCUAUCUCGUCAAUGUUUAUAUGAAUCUUUCUGGCCAAAGCCGUCAAAGUGGAGAGGUUUGGGGGCAGCGGGAGCGGGAGCGGCCACCGGCGAGAGGGAGCGGCCACCGGCGAGAGGGAGCGGCCACCGGCGAGAGGGAGCGAGCGGGCGACGACGACGACGACGACGACCAGCGCUCGCGCUGUCUGCGCAGCCGCAGUGAAGCGGCGCCGCCCUGCGCAUGCUCGGUGGCUUCCCGCGCGGGCGGGCGCGGCGGUUGGUGCGCGGCCUACUCUGUCGGGCUUCGCCGACCAUGAGGGGCAGUGAAGCCGGCGGCCUAACGCGUCCGCUCCGGCUCGCCGCCCUCGCCAUCAUUCUCUCCGCCGUGCCAGGCAAAUCUGAUGAGUUCAUUAAAACCACAGACAAUAACAAUGAACUCUCUGGACAUCAAACCAUCACACAAAUUUAUGGCAACAGCAACAAACCAGUAAAGGUUUAUGUGAAGAUGUACACUGAUAGUCCAUCUCUUCUCUGUACAACUGAGGAACUGUCAGAAAAAGAAUUAGUAGAUCCAUAUUUCAUAUGGGUGGGUCCAACAGGAAGAAACAUUAAAGGGGAGACUUACGCAAGGAUAUCUGUAACAGGACGACUUAUACUGAAAUCCUUUGACAAGUCCAUGUCAGGAGAUUACACGUGUACAGUAUCCUACAAGGAUGUGGAUUUAAAUAAGGAAAUAUUUCUUGAUAUGAAAUUCUCAGUAUAUGGCUAUCGUGAACCAGACAAUUCGUAUACAUUUUCAACACGGUAUCACACCAAUGAAUGCCAUGAUCCCGCUAACAAUCACUUCUUUCGGAAGCUCAAGUCAGUGGAAAAGGAGCUAAUUGCGGACCUGACCAGUAGAAUAACUGAUGUAGAAAUGAAAUGCCAUGUUGUCAAAGUACCACGUAAAGGAUUAGUAACUGAACUCUUCAUUAUGUUUAAACUGGAUCCUUUUGGCUAUGGAUGGGAAGAAAUUUGCAAAAAACUCGUACAUGACUGCGAGGAUGAAACAAACAGAAGGGUAGAGAAGGCCCGAGGUCGUAUUGAGGCUUUCUUCAAGAAACAGAGUAUUGCACUGGACCUUAUGAAGGAUAACAUGCCUACAUUUUACUACAUUGAAAAUUCUCUGAAAACAACGCGAGUGGAUCAUUGUCGGCCAGGAUUUGGGAAAAACAAGUUAACCCAUUUAGAUUGUGCCGAGUGCUGUGUGGUUUGUGAUCACGGAAUGUACAGUCCCACCAAUGAUGUAUACUGUAAACCGUGCACCAGUGUCAAGAUUAAUUACUACGGAGCAACUGCCUGCUAAUCACAUCCGUCCUCUUUCAAUUUUAUAUUCAUCUCAACCACUGAUACUGCUCUCCAAACAAAAUUAAUUUCACCCAGUCAUAACAGUAAAAUUGUCUUACAAAGGUCUAUCUAUAUUCAAACGCUGCAUUUGUGGAUUCUAUUUGGGAGCAACUGCUGAAAGAUCUAGUUUUGUACAGAUUAACAACUGUUUUGUGCUUUCCUAAUUAGAUUGGCAUUAUCUCCAGUUGGUUAUCAGUAAACGCUGUCUUUACAUCCCCUCCGCUAAUGUUUAGCAUUAGUGUAACCAGGGGGUCUGUUAUCCAAUGUUCCAUAUAAUCAAAUACUGAGGUUAUUAAACCAUCCAUGAAGGAUUAGGAUGUAUGAAAACCAUCCUUAAAAAUAGGACACAUUUUUUAAUAAACUGAUUGUAUUCUGAAAAUAAUCCUUUCUAAAAUCAAAUGCCAAUUCUUUUACUUUGUACUUGUCGAUCCGUUGUGAAAUUAAGAUCUGCAGCAGAUGUCAGGGAUUGCACUAUCUUGCUAAAAUGGUGCAUGUAGAACUGUUUGUGGAGACAGGGAUUGUGGCAUUUAUUAGGUUCACUGAUGGACAAGGAACAAGCCACGACACCCUGUCAAAAACACUAACUUGCCAACCUUUGGUGCAGCGUGGACCUAUAUCAGUGAUUUAUUUAUCAUGAUUUGCCGUUUCUAAGUCAAUGUAAACACAGGCAAAGAGUUUGCAACAGAAUGUACCACCCAACAACUUUUAUUUAUAUUUUUACAAUAAAUGUCAGACAA
This is a messenger RNA of Amblyraja radiata (thorny skate), 2202 nucleotides long. Its product is annotated as zona pellucida-binding protein 2. The transcript is spliced from 8 exons. Gene Ontology annotation, cellular component: acrosomal vesicle; extracellular region; zona pellucida receptor complex. The coding region runs from base 321 to 1424 and encodes 367 amino acids. The record is from RefSeq and is a predicted model, not a curated record. Lineage: Eukaryota; Metazoa; Chordata; Chondrichthyes; Rajiformes; Rajidae. Gene Ontology annotation, biological process: binding of sperm to zona pellucida; acrosome assembly.